Dacryopinax primogenitus is the source of this 3622-nucleotide messenger RNA. RefSeq names its product carbamoyl-phosphate synthase. Gene Ontology annotation, molecular function: dihydroorotase activity; ATP binding; metal ion binding. Lineage: Eukaryota; Fungi; Basidiomycota; Dacrymycetes; Dacrymycetales; Dacrymycetaceae. Gene Ontology annotation, cellular component: cytoplasm; cytosol. The transcript has 6 exons. Bases 233 to 3622 code for a protein of 1129 amino acids. The record is from RefSeq and is a predicted model, not a curated record. Gene Ontology annotation, biological process: 'de novo' pyrimidine nucleobase biosynthetic process; UTP biosynthetic process; L-citrulline biosynthetic process.
CUGCCCUCAUCCCUCGUUACCCUCCCUCAUCUUGCAUCUGAGCAUUGACAGGUAUACUCGCUUGUCCUCUUCGGAUGACGGUAAUCUUCGACAAAUCAACUCGUGACGACUAUUUGGCAGACCUCGUAUUCUCUCUGCUGGGAAUUUGAAUUACCUCAUUCGAACACAAAUUACAUCACAAUCGCGAAUACCCGCCGCCUGCAAAUACGCCUAGUAGCUGAUCAAUACGAAAAUGAUCCAGUGGUCAGUUACAGCCAGUCGCUUGACACGACUGGUGUAUCUGAAAUCAACCCGCGCUUUUCACAUCUCACGACCAGUAUCAAUCGCUCCGACAAAAUAUGCUGAAGCCGUCGCACAGUCCGCUGUGGGAGGUUUUGACGGAGACGAACAUGUCUUGAAUUCUCCGUCCGAGCUUGCACGUCGUAUUUCGGCCAAGGUGCUUCCCAAAAUACCCCGACCCGAUGUGAAGAAGGUCGUCAUGCUGGGUAGUGGCGGCCUCAGCAUUGGCCAGGCUGGAGAGUUCGAUUAUUCUGGAUCACAAGCAAUGAAGGCUUUGAAAGAAGAAGGCAUUGAUGCCAUUCUAAUCAAUCCGAAUAUCGCAACUUGGCAGACCUCCCAUCAGCUCGCAUCAGAAGUAUAUUUUUUGCCCGUCACUGCCGACUAUGUCGCCUACGUUCUUGAGAAGGAACGGCCUGAUGGCAUCCUGUUGACGUUUGGUGGUCAAACUGCCCUGAACGUCGGGAUGCAGCUGGAUCGCAUGGGUGUCCUAGAGCGUUUGGGAGUGCAGGUUCUGGGCACACCGAUCCGGACCCUCGAGAUCAGUGAGGAUCGUGAACUGUUUGUGAAGGCUCUGAAUGAAAUCGAUAUUCCGGUUGCGGUGUCGACUGCCGUGUCGUCGGUCAACGACGCUCUGAAUGCCGCUGAAGAGAUCAAGUACCCGGUUAUCGUUCGUGCUGCAUUUACAUUGGGUGGUCUUGGAUCAGGCUUCGCUGAAAAUCCCGAUGAACUGCGAGAUCUGGCGGCCAAGGGCUUGUCGCUGAGCCCUCAGUUGCUGGUUGAGCGUAGUAUGAAAGGGUGGAAGGAACUGGAAUAUGAAGUAGUUCGGGAUGCUGCGGAUAACACUAUUAUUUGUUGCAACAUGGAAAACUUCGACCCACUUGGCACUCACACCGGCGAUUCUAUUGUCGUCGCACCUUCUCAAACGCUCCCCGAUGAUGAGUAUCAUAUGCUUCGAACCGCCGCGCUCAAAACGAUCCGUCAUCUCGGUGUCGUCGGCGAGUGUAAUAUCCAGUAUGGUCUACAUCCGACUUCCAAAGAAUAUCGCGUCAUAGAGGUCAAUGCCCGUCUCAGCCGAUCCAGUGCUCUAGCAUCCAAAGCCACUGGCUAUCCACUGGCCUACACUGCUGCCAAGCUUGCCCUUGGCUAUACUCUGCCGGAACUGCCGAAUGCGGUAACGAAGAACACCACUGCCUGCUUCGAACCGUCUCUGGAUUAUAUCGUCACCAAGAUUCCGAAAUGGGAUCUUGCAAAGUUUUCGGGUCAGGUCAGUCGUCAUGUCGGCUCUGCUAUGAAGUCAGUCGGCGAAGUCAUGGCUAUCGGUCGUACUUUUGAGGAGUCCCUUCAGAAGGCCAUCCGUCAAGUGGAUCCGCGGUACACGGGUUUUGAAGCAUAUGUGCAACCAGAAGAUCUCGACCAUGCGCUGCGUGCGCCUACAGAUACACGGCUCUUUGCGGUGGCCCACGCGAUGUACAACAAAAACUACACCGUUGAUCAAAUUCAUGAUUUGACCAAGAUCGAUAAGUGGUUCUUGUACAAGAUCGACAAUAUCGUGCAGACUAGUCGUCAAAUGACUGAAGCUGGAACCCUGCAAGCAUUAAACAAAGACUUUAUGCUCAUAGCUAAACGCAUGGGUUUCUCCGACCACCAGAUCGCCGAUCGUGUUGGCUGUACGGAGACCGAGGUACGCGCUCAUAGGAAGGUGCUAGGUGUCACUCCUUUCGUUAAGCGCAUCGACACUCUCGCCGCAGAAUACCCUGCACACACCAACUAUUUGUACACGACCUACAACGCGCAAGAGCACGACGUCUCCUUUGAUGAGCACGGUACGAUGGUUCUUGGCAGCGGUGUUUACCGCAUUGGAAGCAGUGUCGAAUUUGAUUGGUGCUCUGUCACUUGUGCUCGCAAGUUGAGAGACAUGGGGAAGCGUACCAUCAUGAUCAACUAUAACCCAGAGACUGUCUCAACCGAUUAUGAUGAGGCCGAUCGCAUGUAUUUCGAAGAACUCGGCUGGGAACGCGUCAUGGAUAUCUACGAGCUAGAGCAAGCGGAAGGUGUCAUUGUCAGUGUUGGUGGCCAACUUCCCCAGAACAUUGCUCUUCGCCUCAAACAUAGCGGGGUCACUGUUCUUGGUACAGACCCGGAGCGAAUUGAUUCAGCAGAGGAUCGUCACAAAUUUUCGGGUAUCCUGGAUAAAGCCGGCGUUGAUCAGCCUGCUUGGACAGAGGCGAGCAGCAUCGAAGAUGCAAAACGAUUCGCCGCCCAAGUCGGAUAUCCAGUUUUAAUCCGACCGUCAUAUGUUCUUUCCGGUGCAGCUAUGAACGUUGUAUACGAGGAGUCAACUCUGGACCAUAAUUUGUCUGCGGCUGCCUCAGUCUCACCGCUACAUCCAGUCGUCAUUACCAAAUUCAUCGAAGGUGCCCAGGAGGUUGACAUCGAUGGGGUCGCAUAUCAGGGAAAGCUGAUUCUCCAUGCGAUCUCUGAGCACGUUGAGAAUGCUGGCGUCCAUUCUGGUGAUGCUACGUUGGUUUUACCCCCGUUCUCGCUUGAUGACGGGGAGAUGGUGCGACUGAAGGAGAUCGCUGAGAAAGUUGCGAAGGCGCUGGAUAUUUCGGGUCCGUUCAACAUGCAGAUCAUCCGACAGCCAGCGGAAAAUGGUCAAGACGCUGCUUUGAAGGUGAUUGAGUGCAACCUUCGCGCUUCCCGCUCGUUCCCCUUUGUUUCCAAGGUUCUCGGUACCAACUUCAUUGAAGCUGCUACCGCCGCUAUUGUUGGCCAAAAUGUUCCUGCACCGAUUGAUUUGAUGGCAAAGAAUCGGGACUAUCAGGCUAUCAAAGUUUCGCAGUUCUCUUGGACACGGUUGCCUGGUGCCGAUCCCUUCCUUGGUGUUGAAAUGGCCAGCACUGGAGAAAUCGCUAGCUUUGGUCGCAAUAUGCAAGAAGCGUACUGGGCAGCCUUGCUUAGCACCAAUGGUUUCAAGGUUCCCCAAGCGGGACGUGGCGUUCUUAUCGGCGGUGACACCAGCAAGCCUGAAAUGGCAGCUGUUGCUCGCUCUCUCGUUGAUCUUGGAUUCAAGCUGUACUGCUCUUCAACUGAGGUCGCAGAGUUCCUCAACGAGCUUCCAUACGUGCACUGCAAGCGAAUUUUCUUCCCACUGAAAGACAAGAGGAAACUUCGGGAGGCCUUUGAUGAGUGGGAAAUCCAGUGUGUGAUCAAUCUCGCGAAGGCACGCGGCAAGGAUGCUCUAGAUGAGGACUAUGUUGCGCGGAGGAAUGCGGUUGACUUCGGUAUCCCACUGAUCAAUAACGCCAGGUCACAUACCGCCGGAGGUUCACUCUUGGUCUGA